This is a messenger RNA of Coniosporium apollinis CBS 100218, 726 nucleotides long. Its product is annotated as pyridoxamine 5'-phosphate oxidase. Bases 1 to 726 code for a protein of 241 amino acids. The transcript has a single exon. Gene Ontology annotation, molecular function: FMN binding; pyridoxamine phosphate oxidase activity. Lineage: Eukaryota; Fungi; Ascomycota; Dothideomycetes. The record is from RefSeq and is a predicted model, not a curated record. Gene Ontology annotation, biological process: pyridoxine biosynthetic process.
AUGUCCACCUCCGCCCCCGCCGAACCCUCAAAUGGCCCCUCCAGCAGCACUGCCAAGCGCAUCUUCGCCCCCGGCGGCACGAACAACAGCCUCCAAGCCCAACAAUACACCAAAGGCUCCCUCGACAUCACCCAACUCGACGCCAACCCGCUCACCCAAUUCCACACGUGGUUCUCGCACGCGCGCGACAGCGGCGUCUACCAGCCCGAAACCGUCACGCUGUCCACAGCCUCCUUAACCAGCGGCAAAGUCUCGGCGCGCAUGGUAUACCUGAAAGAGCUGGACGAUCGGGGGUUUGUGAUAUAUAGCAAUUGGGGCACCAGCCGCAAGGCCGCGGACGUGAAGUCGAAUCCCCACGCCGCGCUCACGUUCUGGUGGCACGAGAUUGAGCGGCAGGUCCGGGUUGAGGGGCCGUGUGAGCGGCUCAAGCAGGAAGAGUCGCAAGUAUAUUACGACACGCGGAUACGGGGGAGCAGGAUUGGGGCGUGGGCGAGCCAGCAGAGCAGUGUGUUGAAGAGCAGGGAGGAGCUGGAGGAGAGGGUCAGGGACGUGGAGAGCAGGUUUGAGGGCAAGGAUGAGAUCCCGGUGCCGGAGUUUUGGGGAGGCUUGAGGGUCGUGCCGGAGAUGGUGGAGUUUUGGCAGGGGAGGGAGAGUCGGUUGCAUGAUCGAUUCAGGUAUACUAAGGGGGAGGAUGGGGGGUGGAGGAUUGAUAGGUUGAGUCCGUAG